AAAAAUGCUCUCGUAUAUUCUUCUUGACGAAUUGUUGUGUGAAUUAACACAUUCGGCGUUUCUUUUUUCGGCUUUUCCCUGGUUUUGGACCAAAUUUUGUUUGUUUUUCCUUUGGGAAAAAAUGAUUUGGUUCCUUUCUUCCUCUUUGAUUGUUGUUGUUCGUGACAAAAAACAGGUUCCUGUUGUACCAGAGCCAAUCGGUGAUGUUUACGUCUGUUUUGGUAGAGGUAUCAUACCUCUCACCACUUUCAAAAAUAAUCCUGAGCUUUUUGCACAGACCUCUCCUUUGCCUGCUCCUCCUCCCGAGGAUUCGGUUCGUCGACCCUUUUCUUCUGCUGCUUCUUUGCCAACUGUCACAAAGAAGGAGUAUAAAUGUUACUCUUUGGAUUGUGCUUGCGUGGUGGGAAUGCCAUGUCUUAGUGGUGGUCUUUUGCCUUCUUUUCCGUCGGUCUUUCCCGUCCGUUCUCGCGUUCCGUCCUUUGCUUUCGGAUGUGAAGCUUUAACACAAGCCUGGCUUGUAAACAAUUCUGCUUCUCUUUCCUGUGUUUCGUCGUCUGUCGCUCGUGCGGAUGUAUCUCGCUCUGCCGUUGCUCCCUGUUUGUCCGUGUCUCCUCUUGCGGUUUCUUCCCCAAAUGGGGAUAACGCAUCAUCGGCGGUUUCUUUCCCUUUCGGGGAUAACGCCAUUCCUGCGGUUUCUUCCUCCCUUGAGGAUAACGCUUCUUUUUCUGUUGCUCCUGUUGCUUCGGUUGCCUCUGGUGUUUGUGGUGGUUCUCCACCUUUGCCUUCUUUGACUUCGGUUGCUGUUUCUUCCGGCUGUUCUUCCGUUCGUUCUUCUCCGGGCUUGUCUUCCGCUUGCGCUCCUCUUGGUUUGCCUUCCUUCCCCCCUUCCCCAGUCGUUUCUUCGGUUUCUGCUUCUUUCGGUUGGGAUUCUUUUCCUGCUUCUCCCGUGUUGGCGUCAGCUGCUUCUCCUGUCUGUUCUUCGGCCCCUGCGUCCCCAGGUUUGUCCUUUGGUUCUUUUGCUUUGUUUGGGGUUGAGUUGACUCCUCCCUCCUCUCCUUCCCCCCGUGCGACUUCUGUUGCGUCUUCUGGUUCUUCUUCCCCUCGUCUUGUUUCUUCCCCUCGUCGUCCUUCUUCUCCUUGUGAAGAAGAAAAUAAUCGCGACCGUAAGAGAAUGCGUGCUCGAAGUUAA
This is a messenger RNA of Mucor mucedo, 1189 nucleotides long. RefSeq lists its product as uncharacterized. The record is from RefSeq and is a predicted model, not a curated record. Bases 5 to 1189 code for a protein of 394 amino acids. NCBI's taxonomy places the organism in Eukaryota, Fungi, Mucoromycota, Mucoromycetes, Mucorales, Mucoraceae. The transcript has 2 exons.